Molecule: messenger RNA, 1788 nt
Organism: Cryptotermes secundus
Lineage: Eukaryota; Metazoa; Arthropoda; Insecta; Blattodea; Kalotermitidae
Product: pro-resilin
Exons: 3
Coding region: 45-1337 (430 amino acids)
Cellular component (GO): extracellular matrix
Source: RefSeq, a predicted model, not a curated record
GCGUCCUUAAGAAUACAGAAGGAUUACAACCAAUCAGGGCAGGCAUGGCAAAGAUUUUUCUUAUUUUCAUCUUGACGGUGGGAGCUUGCGUAACUGCUGAGCCCCCAGCGGACAGAUCGUACUUACCACCAGGACAGGAAACGGGUGUUGCUUUCGCACGGACACAACCAUCAAACCAAUACGGGCUACCAUCAGGUGCCUCAAAUGGAUUCAGCGGAGAAAAUUACCCCUCGAGCCAAUAUGGUGCACCUUCAGCAAGAUCCAACGGAUUUGGCGGUUCUCCUUCCUCUCAGUACGGAGCUCCAUCAGCUUCUAAUGGAUUUGGUGGAUUUCCUUCAGCCUCGGGCAGAUUUGGUGAUGGUACUCCUUCUUCAAGAUAUAAUGCUCCAUCUGCAUCAGGUAGAUUUGGUAGUGGUACUCCUUCAGCCUCUGGCAGGUUCGGUGCCAGUCCACCUUCUUCACAAUACGGUGCACCUUCAGCUUCAAGCAGAUUUGGUGGGUCUUCCUUCGGUCACUACAGCGGUGGCCCUUCAAGUUCCGCGAGAUUUGGCGGAGUACCUUCAAAUCAAUAUGGCACUCCUUCAGCUUUUGGUAGCAAUGGUGCUUCUCCUUCAAUACAGUAUGGCACACCUUCAGGUUCGGGGCGAUUCGGAACUGCUCCAUCCAACCAAUAUGGUGCUCCUUCAGUGUUUGGCCGUAAUGGUGGCUCUCUUUCUACACAGUAUGGAGCUCCUUCAGAAAAUGGUGGAUUUGGUGGAACUGUGUCCGCCCAAUACAAUGCUCCUUUAGCUAUCGGUCGCAACGGAGCCCUUUCUGCAAACGGUGGAUUCGGUGGUGCACCUUCGGCCCAGUAUGGUACCCCUUCAUCUUUCGGUCCCUCUCCCUCCACUCAGCAUGGUGCUCCAUCAACUAAUGGCGGAUUUGGUAGCAAUCUCUCCUCCCGAUAUGGUGCUCCUUCCAGUGCGGCCAGACUUGGAGGCGUUAAUGGAGCAUCUGGUCAACAUAUUUCAAACGGUGGAUAUGAUUACUCUCGAGGAGUCAACGGAGGACAAGUAGACGAUCUCUCUGAACCGGCUAAUUACGAAUUUUCUUACGAGGUUAACGACCCUGAUUCUGGCAGCGAUUUCGGUCAUGUAGAGGACAGACAGGAUGAGGAAGCCAGGGGAACUUACUACGUCUUGCUUCCUGACGGGCGCAAGCAAAUCGUACAAUAUGAAGCGGAUGAAGAAGGUUAUAAACCAAUGAUCCGGUAUGAGGAAGCUCAAGGAGGCCAGGAUGAUUUCUCUGGACAGAGAGGGUACCCAGGAUCCACACAGAGAGGACAGGGACCUUAUUAAUUUCGUCACACCCAUAUCAAUCUCGCGCAUACCAUUUAACAUAAUAUUCUAUUUAAUUAUUUUUAUGUAACGUAUAUUUAGGUUCGCUAGUUAACGUUGUACAUAUGUAUAUCCAUUAUAUUUAUCGUGCAAAAUAAAUAAUGAAAAAUUAUAGUGAGUGUACCCGUGAUUUAGUGCUUUUUUUGCAACAUCUGUGUACUCAAUCUAGAAAAUAUAACCAUAUGAGAAAAAAUUCUAACAUAUGCUAUAUUCUAUAUCAAUUGAGAAGAAUUCUUGGAUAAAAAUUUAAGAGAGACAAAAAUAGCUCUUCUCGACAUCUCUCCCUUUUCUUAACUAUCCUAUUUAUUUAAUUUUACACGUGUAUAAAACGUCUUUAUACAAUAUGUAAUAUAAGAAAAUCUAUCACACCUUCACAGAAAAGGACCAAAUAUUGUGUAACUUGAACGCUAGA